CUUCCUAAAGAAUAAACAAGUUGAGUAGAGAAAAUAGUGAUCGAUAAUAGGCAUUUUAGUGGUCUUUUUAAUGUUUUCUGCUGUGAAACAUUUGAAGAUUUAUUGAUUUUUAAAAAAAUUUUUAUUUUCCCCACUACACUCACACACGCACGCUCACACUUUUUAUUUGCCAUAAUGAACCGUCCAGCCCCUGUGGAGAUCUCUUAUGAGAACAUGCGUUUUCUGAUAACUCACAACCCUACCAAUGCUACUCUCAACAAGUUCACAGAGGAACUUAGGAAGUAUGGAGUGACAACUGUGGUUCGAGUUUGUGAUGCUACUUAUGAUAAAGCUCCAGUUGAAAAGGAAGGAAUCCACGUUCUAGAUUGGCCAUUUGAUGAUGGAGCUCCACCCCCUAGUCAGAUUGUAGAUGAUUGGCUGAACCUGUUAAAAUCCAAAUUUCGUGAAGAGCCAGGUUGCUGUGUUGCAGUGCAUUGUGUUGCUGGCUUAGGAAGGGCUCCUGUGCUGGUUGCGCUUGCUUUGAUUGAAUGCGGAAUGAAGUAUGAAGAUGCAGUUCAGUUUAUAAGACAAAAAAGAAGGGGAGCAUUCAAUUCCAAACACCUGCUUUACUUGGAGAAAUACCGACCUAAGAUGCGAUUACGCUUCAGAGAUACCAAUGGGCAUUGCUGUGUUCAGUAGAACUAUAAAGGAAGGCUUACUUGAUUGUGGCAUUUAGAGGGAACUCUUGGUACCUGGAAAUGUGAAUCUGAAAUCUUACCUGUGUCAUCAAAGUAGUGAUGGAUUCAGUACUCCUCAACUCCUAAUGAUUGGGGAAAAGCUAAUGAUAAAUCCCUCUAAAACAUGAAUAAAAUCUUUAAGAAAAGGAGAAAA
Messenger RNA from Jaculus jaculus (lesser Egyptian jerboa), 870 nucleotides. Its product is annotated as protein tyrosine phosphatase type IVA 2-like. Gene Ontology annotation, cellular component: nucleus. Bases 175 to 678 code for a protein of 167 amino acids. The record is from RefSeq and is a predicted model, not a curated record. Gene Ontology annotation, molecular function: protein tyrosine phosphatase activity. The transcript has a single exon. NCBI's taxonomy places the organism in Eukaryota, Metazoa, Chordata, Mammalia, Rodentia, Dipodidae. Gene Ontology annotation, biological process: positive regulation of cell migration; protein dephosphorylation.